AUGUUGGCAUUUUGGUGCUCAUCUCUCUGUUUUUGCUGUUUGCAGGUUCUGUCAUCCGUGAUGGCAUCAGCUCUACCCAGAACCCUUGGGGAAUUGCAGCUGUAUCGAAUACUACAAAAAGCAAAUCUGUUAUUCUACUUUGAUGCCUUCAUUCAGCAGGGUGGUGAUGAUGUCCAGCAGCUUUGUGAAGCAGGUGAAGAAGAGUUUUUGGAGAUAAUGGCUCUUGUAGGCAUGGCUAGCAAGCCGCUUCAUGUCCGAAGGCUGCAGAAGGCCUUGAGGGACUGGGUCACAAACCCUGGUCUUUUUAACCAGCCUCUCACCUCCUUACCAGUCAGCAGCAUUCCAAUAUAUAAGCUGCCGGAAGGGUCUCCAGCAUGGCUGGGGAUAUCCUGCAGCAGUUAUGAAAGGAACAGCAGCACCCGAGAGCCUCACCUGAAGAUUCCAAAAUGUGCUGCCACGACGUGUGUGCAAAGUGUGGGUGCAAGCAAAUCCGACGUGGGGAGCUUAUCGCUGCAGAGCGGCAGUGAGCCGAGGCUCUGGCAAGGACACCACACCACAGAGAGUGAACACAGUCUUUCCCCAGCUGACCUUGGCUCUCCAGCUUCACCAAAGGAAAACAGUGAGACCCUGGAUGCCGCCGCUGCUCUGUCAGUCGCUGAAUGCGUAGAACGUAUGGUUCCCUCCCUGCCCAAAAGUGACUUGAACGAAGUCAAGGAGUUACUGAAAACAAAUAAGAAACUGGCAAAGAUGAUUGGUCACAUCUUUGAGAUGAGUGACGAGGACCCUCACAAAGAGGAGGAGAUCAGGAAGUACAGUGCAAUAUAUGGCAGAUUUGACUCAAAAAGAAAGGAUGGCAAGCAUCUCACCCUCCACGAGCUAACAGUUAACGAAGCAGCCGCUCAGCUGUGUGUAAAAGAUAACGCCUUGUUGACCAGAAGAGACGAACUCUUCGCGCUAGCUCGGCAAAUCUCUCGAGAAGUUACAUACAAGUAUACUUACAGGACCACCAAAUCUAAAUGUGGUGAAAGGGAUGAGCUGUCACCAAAGAGAAUCAAGAUAGAGGAUGGUUAUCCUGAUUUCCAGGACACGGUCCAGACGCUCUAUCAGCAGGACAAAAUGCCUCCUGCUUUAGCUAAAGGAAAGAGUGAAGACUCAGCAGCUUCCCAGUCAGAAAAGGUGAUGGCAAAACAGAUGGAGUUUCUUUGCAACCAAGCUGCAUUAGAGAGACGUCUUUCCACAGGGUGUUACAGACAAAACUCCGAAGAGCACAGCCCCAAUGGCAUGUCAUUAGAUAAUGCUGAUGGACAAGGUGAAAGACCUCUGAAUCUCCGCAUGUCCAAUCUGCCGAGCAGGCAGUUGCAGCACAUGGCUCUGGAUGGAGAGCAGCACGUGGGAAAACCUCUGUGCAGCGAUUUGAUCCGGCUCUACCCCAGCGGGGAGGCCAAGUCCCAGUCCUCAGAAGGCCUUGGUAUUUUAAAGGAUUUUCCUCAUUCGGCUUUUAACAACAUAGAAAGGAAGGUCAUAAAAACAGAACCUGAAGACACAAGAUAG
Messenger RNA from Chaetura pelagica (chimney swift), 1551 nucleotides. RefSeq names its product NGFI-A binding protein 1 (EGR1 binding protein 1) (gene NAB1). Lineage: Eukaryota; Metazoa; Chordata; Aves; Apodiformes; Apodidae. The record is from RefSeq and is a predicted model, not a curated record. Gene Ontology annotation, biological process: negative regulation of DNA-templated transcription. Gene Ontology annotation, molecular function: transcription coregulator activity; transcription factor binding. The transcript has 8 exons. Gene Ontology annotation, cellular component: nucleus. The coding region runs from base 1 to 1551 and encodes 516 amino acids.